GCACGGCUCCGGCCAGGCCGCCUGGCGCACGGGCGGGCUGCGCGCGGGAUCGCGGCGGGCUGCGGGCGGGCGGGCAGCGCCCGGUUCACGGUGCGGCGGCUGCGGCGGGCGCGGCGGGCGCUGCCGAUGGGCCGGGCCCGGGCUGCCGGAGCGCCGGGAGCCGGCAGGCAUGCCCCGGACACUGAGCGCCUCCGACAUGGUCACCCCGGGCAGCCUCAGCCCACCUCCCACAGAAUCCACAGAAGGAGAGCAGGCUGGACAACCCCUCCUGGAUGGAGCGCCAUCUUCAGCUUCUCUGGACACUCUGAUUCAGCACCUAGUGCCCACAGCAGAUUACUACCCCGAGAAAGCUUACAUCUUCACCUUCCUGCUGAGCUCUCGUCUCUUCAUCGAACCCCGGGAGCUCCUGGCUCGGGUUUGCCACCUGUGCAUAGAGCAGCAACAGCUGGACAAGCCGGUGCUGGACAAGGCCCGAGUCCGGAAGUUCGGUGCCAAAUUGCUCCAAUUGUUGGCUGAGUGGACUGAAACCUUCCCACGGGAUUUCGAAGAGGAGUCCACCAUCGGGCACCUAACAGACGUGGUGGGCCGCAUUGCUCCUUGUGACGAGACCUAUGGGAACAGGAUGCAUCAGCUUCUACAGGCUCUGCAACAGAAACUGGCAUCACUUGGCCAGGGACCAGAAGGACUAGUAGGAGCAGACAAGCCCAUCUCGUACAGGACCAAGCCACCAGCCUCCAUCCACAGGGAGCUCCUAGGUGUCUGCAGCGACCCCUACACACUGGCCCAGCAACUGACCCAUGUGGAGCUGGAGCGACUAAGACACAUUGGACCUGAGGAGUUUGUCCAGGCUUUUGUGAACAAGGACUCCCUGUCAGACACAAAGCCCCGCUUCAGUGACAAGACUAACAACGUAGAGGCCUAUGUGAAGUGGUUCAACAGACUGUGCUAUCUCGUAGCAACGGAAAUCUGCAUGCCAGCCAAGAAGAAGCAGAGAGCGCAGGUGAUCGAGUUCUUCAUUGAUGUGGCCCGUGAGUGCUUCAACAUCGGCAACUUCAACUCCCUCAUGGCCAUUAUCUCCGGCAUGAACAUGAGCCCUGUCUCCAGGCUGAAGAAGACUUGGGCCAAAGUGAAAACAGCCAAGUUCUUCAUCCUAGAGCACCAGAUGGACCCAACGGGGAAUUUCUGCAACUAUAGGACAGCCCUGCGUGGGGCGGCUCACCGCUCACUGACUGCUCAUAGCAGCAGAGAGAAGAUUGUCAUCCCCUUCUUCAGCCUGCUAAUCAAGGACAUCUACUUUCUCAACGAGGGCUGCGCCAACCGCCUUCCCAAUGGGCAUGUCAACUUUGAGAAAUUUCUGGAACUGGCCAAACAGGUUGGAGAGUUCAUCACUUGGAAACAAGUGGAAUGUCCUUUUGAGCAAGAUCCGAGCAUCACCCAUUACCUGUACACUGCCCCCAUCUUCAGCGAAGACGGUCUGUAUUUGGCUUCCUAUGAGAGUGAGAGCCCAGAGAACCAGACAGAAAAGGAGAGGUGGAGAUCUCUAAGAUCUUCUAUUCUGGGGAAGACAUGAGGAGUCCUGAGACAAAGGAGAAGGAGGAAGUAAUGGAGCUGACACAGCCCAUCCCAACCCUGUCACAGAUGGCCCAACAGGUGGAAGUUGAUGCAAAGCCUCACAACUUUGCAAACCAGACCCUGUGGCCUGGCACCUGCCACAAUGGCCACAUUGGCACAGGAAACCUUUUAUGGUAUCUCAGCCCUGGCUGACCUGCAGGGCCCCCAAGAGCAUGGUUGACAUGCCUUGGGCAAACUUUGCCUUCACGACCGAGUGGGUCACAUACUCAAUCUGUCCAUUCUGGACAGGGACACAGCGCUACCUAAAAUGAGCUGGGUGACUGCAAUCAUGUGAUCUUGUUGAGUGGCAUGUGCUAUGGAGAAUAACACCGCCAUCUGUCACCAGGUGGCUUGGGAACCUCUGUAA
Messenger RNA from Phodopus roborovskii (desert hamster), 1978 nucleotides. RefSeq names its product RasGEF domain family member 1C (gene Rasgef1c). Gene Ontology annotation, molecular function: guanyl-nucleotide exchange factor activity. Bases 170 to 1570 code for a protein of 466 amino acids. Lineage: Eukaryota; Metazoa; Chordata; Mammalia; Rodentia; Cricetidae. The record is from RefSeq and is a predicted model, not a curated record. Gene Ontology annotation, biological process: Ras protein signal transduction; positive regulation of GTPase activity. The transcript has 14 exons. Gene Ontology annotation, cellular component: plasma membrane.